Marchantia polymorpha subsp. ruderalis is the source of this 360-nucleotide messenger RNA. The record is from the annotation of a GenBank genome assembly. Lineage: Eukaryota; Viridiplantae; Streptophyta; Marchantiopsida; Marchantiales; Marchantiaceae.
AUGCUCGUGCUUCUGACUCAGUCAGCGGCUCCGACUUCUGCUCAGAAAUGCCGCGAAUGUCUGGCGACUGCGCUUCAUGACAAUCCUUCCCUCCAAGUGGAUAGCUGGAAAGGGAAGGCCGCAUCCAGCCGGACCUGGAUGCAACCGGACGUGAAGCCAGGGAGCGGCUCGGGGCUUGGACUUGAUAGUAUCACAGCAUAUGAAGAAUUGAUUGAUUCUAUGCCAUUCAUCAUCAAGGGAUCAGUGGCAGCUUGGAAAACUUGGCAGAAACAAGAGGAGUCUGAAUCGUCGGCAUUUCCCAGUAGACCGAAGAUCGUGGUCUGUGCUCAGGCUCGAAGCUCGACCACUUACGGACAGUGA